CUUCCCAGCCCAUCUUACAUUUUCCUUCAAGUUUUCUAUGGCUGUUUCUGGUUUUGAGGGUUUUGAGAAGCGCCUGGAGCUUCAUUUCUCCGGUGAUGAUGACCCUUUGGUGCUUCACAUGGGCCUUCGGCUGCUUGAUUUUCAGUCUAUUCAACAAGUUCUUGAUGCUGUGCAAUGCAAUGUAAUUUCUGCAAUUGGAAACCAGUAUUUUGACGCCUAUGUGUUAUCAGAAUCAAGCCUUUUUGUCUACCCUACAAAGCUCAUUAUAAAGACCUGUGGCACAACCCAGCUUCUGAAAUCUGUGCCGCCAUUGAUGAGCUUUGCUCGUGAUUUAGGCCUCAGUUUAUGCGCCUGUAGGUACACCAGAGGUAGCUUCAUCUUCCCCAAAGCUCAGCCUUUUCCUCACACGAGCUUCAAAGAAGAAGUCUUUUACUUGGAACAAAAUCUCCCCGUCAAUCUUUGUUACAGAAAAGCCUCCGUUUUGCCCUCCAAAAUGGCCGCCCAUUCUUGGCAUGUCUUCGCCGCCACUACUGACCGGACUUAUGAGCUCGUUCCAGUUACAUUCACCAUGGAGAUUUGCAUGACGGAGCUCGACCGUGUCCAGGCUCGGAAAUUCUUCAGGCGAGCCAAUGACGGAAAAAACGGCGACAUGGCCGGCGGAGAAAUGACCCAACUUACAGGCAUCAACGACAUCAAUCCAAGCGCCAUUAUUUGCGAUUUCGCUUUCGACCCAUGUGGCUACUCAAUGAACGGCGUUGAUGGUGAUCGUUACUCCACCGUCCACGUCACCCCGGAAGACGGUUACAGCUACGCUAGCUUCGAAUGCGUGGGGGCGAUUUACGACGAUCACCAUGACAAUAUAGACAAGAUGUUGAAGAAAGUGGUACAAGUUUUCAAGCCUGCAACUUUCUCUGUGUCCACAACAUGCAGUAUCGACCAUGAUGUGUGGACCCACGUAGCUCAUGCAGUAGAGCCACUAGGUUGGAAAUGCCGGAGUUGUGUAAUGGACAAGUUUCCAGCGGCCGGAAGUGUCGUGUUUCAGACGUUCACGGUGGGUCGCCGGAAGUUGAAGAUGAAAAAAUAAAUAUUUAGUGCCCGGGGGCGGGGCAGAGCGCGACUAGGGUUUAAUUUGACAACAAUACUUAAAUGUGCUAAACUUUUAAAUUUCCUUAUUAAAAAGAUUAAAUUUCUAUUGAAGUUACCUGA
Messenger RNA from Mangifera indica (mango), 1206 nucleotides. RefSeq names its product S-adenosylmethionine decarboxylase proenzyme 4-like. NCBI's taxonomy places the organism in Eukaryota, Viridiplantae, Streptophyta, Magnoliopsida, Sapindales, Anacardiaceae. Gene Ontology annotation, molecular function: adenosylmethionine decarboxylase activity. The transcript has 2 exons. The record is from RefSeq and is a predicted model, not a curated record. Gene Ontology annotation, cellular component: cytosol. Gene Ontology annotation, biological process: spermidine biosynthetic process; spermine biosynthetic process. Bases 38 to 1084 code for a protein of 348 amino acids.